Aspergillus udagawae is the source of this 780-nucleotide messenger RNA. RefSeq names its product acetyltransferase spyB. The record is from RefSeq and is a predicted model, not a curated record. Bases 1 to 780 code for a protein of 259 amino acids. The transcript has a single exon. NCBI's taxonomy places the organism in Eukaryota, Fungi, Ascomycota, Eurotiomycetes, Eurotiales, Aspergillaceae.
AUGUCUGGAAGCGAGCGUAGGGUUUUUGAAACCCUUUUGUAUGCCAUUCCUUUCCUUCUCGCUCAGAAUUUAGUAGCUGCCAUUGUGGUUCUGAGAACGAAGAAGAACUCAGUUUUCAGGUACAUGUGGAUUGUUUGGUCCAUCUUUGUUUUCUCUCGAUGGCUUCAAAUCCCGAUAUCGCACGGUGAGAGUGCCACAUACACCACUAAGGUGGGAAUCCAGCUUUUCAUGGUGAUCAUCCACGGCUUCAAUCUCAUCUUGGUCAACCCGCUGGACAAGCACGAGCUUCUUCAGACAAAGACCAUUGAUUCAAAAGAUCAUUUCCCGUGCAAGACGUACAAAGUUGCCCGUCUUUUUAUAUAUUUGCGGGGCGUGCGAACACCAUGGCAGGUGAAAAGGAUCCCAUCGCACCCGAAAUACCUCGCACAACAACCGAAAGCACAAAUCUCUCGCAAUACAUUUCUGAUAAGGCAGGCUGCUAUCCUGGCGUGGCUGUACUUAUUCUUAAAUUGCACAGGCUAUCUAGCCGCUAGAGACUCGUCACUACUGUCAAAGCCCGUCUACGGCCUAGACUACCUUCGCGUUUCCAAGGAGGAAUGGCGAAUUCGAAUUAUGACCUCGCUGAUAUUCUGGUUUGCCUUCUUGCGGGCUGCGGUGGAUAUUGACUAUCGCACCGCGUCUAUUUUAUGUGUUGGCACAGGACUGGACACUCCGGAGGAAUGGCCACCACUGUUUGGUCGUGCCAGAGAGGCCUACACUCUCCGCAAUUUCUGGGGGUGA